CCCACCGCGCAGCAGAACCCGCUCGCUCCGGUAGAGAACACUUCCAAGACACGGACUGCUAUAACAUUCUCUCUGGAGCAUUUCAGGAGUUCUUACACAUGGGAAGAUGCAUUCGGGCAUCCCUGAGAAAGCGGGCUCGCAGAGGAAACGGACGCUGUCCCGGGGAAUGAGCGAGGACGAGUCUCUGCAGCACAUCAUCAGAGACGCAGAAGAAUCGAGCAGACACCUGUCACGCAGCGAUAGCAGAUAUGGAUCAUUAAAACGAGGACAAAGACGAGAAAGCAAUAGUGAAGAUGAUCUUCAUUCUGAAAACCUGGAAACUAUGGAGGUGAGAGCCAGCUACGAGGACUGUCUGCUGGAGGUGCGCACCCUGGAGGCUCUUCUGUUCCAGGUGGACUGUCUUCAGGACGCCCUCGAGAGCACGGAGGAGAUGCUCGCUGAGACCCAGAGAGACAACCACAGUCUCACCAUGGAACUGGAGCGAGAACGAGCGAUGAGGAGGACGUCGGAGGACAUCAUUGCCUCAUUAAAGCGGGAGCUGGAGAGGUCACGAGAGGAGAGAGCUGGUGAGCGGCGUCAGUGGAGCGAGGGGACGUCCGUGCACUGGGACGAACACACACACACACACACUGCAGAGGAUCUGAACACAAGCCUGUUUCUCAGUCUGAAGCACCAAGCUCAGAGCGCAGAGGAGAACGAUGAGAGCAGCGGAUAUGAAGACGCUCCGUCUGAGUUCUCUCCCACUCCACACACAGAAGAGGAGGGAGACUCCAAAAACACUGAUUCUUGUGCUCUCUCUUAAAUCACUCUUAAAGUGCUGAUGAACCUAGAUUUAUUCAUUCGUCUGCUAGGAGUCUGACACUUCAGCCAAGGUGGCUUCUUUUGAACAGCCUUUGCACAAGCUAACAGCUUUAAAAUGAAGAUUGCUUUGUUUUUCUCAUCAGUCCACAAAAUGAUUCAGGAAAGAAGGGAUCUGCACCUUGUUUCUGUUGGUAAAUUCAGUGUGGUUUUUUGUGUGUUGGACUUUGUUACAGUUCUGUUCACCUUGCUAUUACACAAGCAAGACAAGACACAAGGUAGUACUCUGUGUCUGUGUUUCAGCAUUAUUUUAUCAUAUCGUAUUAAUAAUCCAGUGACAACAAUCACUUUAAGCUCAAAAUGCAGUGAGGUGUUGUGUGAAAGCUGUUUUCUUCUGGAUGACACUGUCCUAGCUGCAAACCAGCUGUGAACUAGACGCACGUGUUUAAAGCACAGGGGGUUACACCAGAUAUUAUUCUUAUUCGACUUGUUUUAAAGCAGCGGCAUGUAGUUUUGUGACCCCUACACUUCAGUGAGUGUUUUCCAUCUACUGUCAUGAAUACAGGAGCUGUUUCUGCAGUAAAACAAUCCAUCUUUCUGUGGAAUAUAGUUCCUCCCAGAACAGACGAGUGUGAAACUAACACGAGCCAUGCCUUAUUACAUCAGUGUCCUGAUAUCUCAAGAUAUUUCUAAUGACAAAACAUCUGUUCUUCAGAGGACUCUUGUUCAUAUGAAAUCUAAUAUUUAUAUAUAACAUUAUUAGCAGCUUUGAUUCUUAUUACUAAAGUUUAAACAUUUUUUGUCAUGUUUUAUUUCAAGAUCCAGUUCUUGCUAUUAAGAAACCACGACUUUUGCCUCAGUAAAUGUUAGGUCUUGGGCAGGAUUAUGUAGAAUAUGGAUGUGUUAUUAAUACGCAUGCUGUUCUUAUCUCUUCUUUCUUCCCCACGAGAUCUUGAUUCUCAGCUCAUUUCUGAUUCUUCCUGUUACUGUAACUGAUGAUUCAACAUGAGAUGUUUGUACUAUUAAACUAAGGGGGUUUUAUAUUUGAAAGGGAAGGGUUCGUAAAAAAUGAUUUGUGUGUUUGUAGUGUUUUUAUUAAAUAUCUCUCAAAAUGGAUGUAUUUUUUUAAUGUUUCUGCAGCACCUGUGUGUUCAGCUGAAUAAUAAGAAUAGUUCAGGUGUAGUGUAUCUGAUCUUAUUCUCUUUCACUCCAACAGAUUCAGUUCUCACUCUUUCACUGCUAUUUCAGCCUUCUCUGAUGUUUAAUAUGAGUUCUCCAGUAGAUGUAGUAGUUAUCAGGCUUUAGUUGUAAGGAUGUGAGUUAUUACUCUCAGAGAGGAUGCUGGGUCUCGUGUUGAAGAACACUGCUGCGAUUACGUUCCUGGUCUGUAAAGGUUUCUCAGGAUGGCAUCUUUAACUGAUGGACAGAUGAAGCCCUGAAGCUUUAAGGCUUUAUUCUGAUCUGAAUGAUUGAUACACUGCCAGCGGUGGACAGUAAAUGAGUGACCGCAGGAGCACCUCAUCCAAACAAAUGCAUCAUUCUGAUCCCUGUUCAUGUUGGUUUUUUGUGCAAAAUAAAAUGUUUUGAAUGUUUCAA
Molecule: messenger RNA, 2394 nt
Organism: Carassius gibelio (silver crucian carp)
Lineage: Eukaryota; Metazoa; Chordata; Actinopteri; Cypriniformes; Cyprinidae
Product: leucine-rich repeat flightless-interacting protein 2
Exons: 6
Coding region: 107-802 (231 amino acids)
Source: RefSeq, a predicted model, not a curated record